This is a messenger RNA of Penicillium manginii, 1332 nucleotides long. Its product is annotated as ankyrin repeat domain-containing protein. Gene Ontology annotation, molecular function: protein binding. The transcript has a single exon. The coding region runs from base 1 to 1332 and encodes 443 amino acids. Lineage: Eukaryota; Fungi; Ascomycota; Eurotiomycetes; Eurotiales; Aspergillaceae. The record is from RefSeq and is a predicted model, not a curated record.
AUGGCAAGAUUGAAUAGGCGAUCAAGUCUUCUAUUCUUACCGCUUCUCUACACUUUCAAUGUCCGCUGCCAGAAUAGCUCUGCUCUGAUCUGGGCCAUCCAGCACAACCAGUCGAAACUCGCGAAAACCCUACUCGAAGAGUAUCGAGCAAACCCAAACACGAUGGAUGGAAGACUUCGGACGCCGCUAUUCUACAUCCCAGGUAUUCGAACGGAAAGACAUCACGUGAUUCGUUUUUUGAUCAGGAACGGCGCAGACCUCAAUUGGAGAGAUGAUCAUCAGCAAACGCCCUUACUGUACUCCCUUCAAAGAAAGUUUUUACCAGUAGCCAGAGAUCUUCUGGGGUACUCGGGUACAGAAGUGACUGCUCGGGAUAACAAGGGCCGCAACGUGAUUUGGUAUGCUAUCGCCCAUCAAGAUAAGGAAUUGAUUCAGGCCUUCCUGGAUAGAGGGGUUGAUACCCUUACAGCCGACUGCAAAGGAAUCGACCCUAUCAACAUAGCUAUCCUGAAUCAGAGCAGUGCCGUUCUUACCAUGUUGCUUGACCAUAUCAAAAAGAAGCCUUCAGCGGCAAACCUGGAUGGCCUGAACAGCCGUGAGCAUCCGCUAUUUAUUGCCACGCGCAAAGGAUCGAUAGAAAUGGUCCGAAUAUUGAUUUCCUACGGGGCAAAUCUUAACAUCAGGAACCGAAAAGGUCAGAAUCUGCUUCAUCAAGCAGCCAUAAAAGGAUGCAGUGAUAUUUUGCAAACUUUUCUCGAUUACAACAUGAUACCUAUCAAUGCUACCGAUACAAGGGGAGCAACAGCGCUACAUUUGGCCGCAGAGCGUGGGCACAAAUCGAUCGUGAAGAUUUUAUUAGCUUUUCCCGGCAUGGAAAUCGAUUCUCGUGAUGGAGACGAAACCACAUCUCUAUGCAUCGCUUUUCGUGAGAAUAAACAGUCCGCGGCCUUGCAAAUUUUAUGUGACGGGUCGGCUGACAUCAACGCGUCCUGCCGACGUGGGCAAACGGCCCUUCAUCAUGCUGUAAAAAAUGGCAAUAUUCUGCUCGUGUGUGUUCUCCUCGAAAUUGAGAGCCUAGAUCCGAAUAUUCGGGACGGAUGUGGCUGGACUCCCAUCACCUAUGCUGUAUUAGGUGGCAGUCUACGAUUGCUGGAGGUACUUCUCACGAGACAAGAUAUUGCGCUGAAUGUUCGAAAUGCCUCGCCGAUUUUCUGGGCCUGCGAGAAGGGCCAUAUGGAGAUCGUACGCCGGCUUCUUGACCACAAUGAUGUCGAUAUUGACAAAUCGGUCUGGAAUAAAUCUCCUCUUCCGAGCACUGCUCUCAAUCAUUGA